AGGAAUGGCCAGGCCAAGCUAGCCAAACAACACGGAGUCAUUUUUAUGUAAAUUUAGAUAAUUCGCCUUUGUUUAUCUACUUUCACGUACCAAGUAGAUCUCACUAAUUAAUUUUACAAAAUGGUCGAAGAUUUACGGAAAUAUCUGAACAAUUUAUUAGAAAAGGUAAAUGGUCUACACUGUAUAAUAAUAACUGACCGGGAUGGUGUGCCUUUGGUACGGUCAGUUACCGAAAGAGCUCCACAAUUAGCCCUCCGGCCGAACUUUAUUUCGACGUUUGGGAUGGCGACAGAUCAAGCUAGCAAACUAGGAUUAGGAAGGAAUAAAACUAUUAUUUCGAUGUAUUCUAGUUAUCAGGUGAUUCAAAUGAACAAACUGCCCCUGGUUAUUACAUUCAUCGGUAGUGACAACGCCAACACUGGCCACAUUCUGUCUCUGGAGAGUCAAAUAGAGCCGUUCCUGAAAGACUUGGCGGUUGUAGUGUCAGAGGCGGGGGCUUAGAGUUCGUGAUUUAAGCUUAUUAUACAGGUUUAUACCUAUUCAUACCUACUAAAAGUGGGCAUUGAAAUAAUAUAUAUUAUAUUGCUAUAAUGGGCUAUAUUUUUGCUUUUGAAAUUCCUGGAUGGAUUUGAAAUUAAUAAAAUUUUCUUAUCAACUCAUGCUUGGCGCUUUACCUGAGUUGACUGAGGUUAUGACUUAUAUAGCCUGUGUUAUCCUAUAAGGCUAUACCACAGAUUACCCACAAUAGAUUAAGCAUGUAUCAAUACUUGUUUGCGUGGUAAAAGAAUUGUGGGGUGAAUGAUCUAAACUAAUUCUUAUAGUCCAAAUAGUUUUGUAAUUAGCAUAAAAGUUGUAAUUUUACAAUCAUGCAAAUUGAUUCCUUCAAAAUGAAAGGGGUUUCAUCACUUAUAUACUAAGAAAUAAUCUGUGAUAAAUCAUUAAUGUGUGGUGACCGUGGGCGCCAAAUGGAAUCUAUUGGGGGUAAUAUCUGGGCUAUAUCCAUUGGGAAUGUGAUAGGAAUUUAAAAAAAGCCACAAUGAGUUGUGUGACUAUUGAUACUGGAUAGGUCUAUCUGGGAAUUCCAAAACUGUUUCGCCCUUGGAUAAAAACAUAAGGGGUUAUGCCAAUUCUAUAUUAUUGUUAAUUAUUGUGUAAUUAUUCAUAGUUUGUUUAUACUUCUUAUAUAAUAAAUUGUAUCCUGUAACAUCAA
Molecule: messenger RNA, 1210 nt
Organism: Amyelois transitella
Lineage: Eukaryota; Metazoa; Arthropoda; Insecta; Lepidoptera; Pyralidae
Gene: Lamtor3
Product: ragulator complex protein LAMTOR3 homolog
Exons: 3
Coding region: 121-501 (126 amino acids)
Biological process (GO): positive regulation of TOR signaling; cellular response to amino acid stimulus
Cellular component (GO): Ragulator complex
Source: RefSeq, a predicted model, not a curated record